Molecule: messenger RNA, 2495 nt
Organism: Pseudophryne corroboree (corroboree frog)
Lineage: Eukaryota; Metazoa; Chordata; Amphibia; Anura; Myobatrachidae
Gene: IL27RA
Product: interleukin 27 receptor subunit alpha
Exons: 14
Coding region: 213-2039 (608 amino acids)
Molecular function (GO): protein binding
Source: RefSeq, a predicted model, not a curated record
ACUGACAGAGACAUAGAGGCAAAGGCAGGGUGCACAGAGAGAGAGAGAGAGAGAGACAGACAGAGACAUAGGGAGAGGGGAGGGUGCAGAGAGAGUGUAAUAACGGAAAAGGAAAAAGGAAGUGACAGAGAGGCAGAAGAGGCUGGGGGUGCCUGUAGCCUGCGUGCUGCUUGGAAAGAUGCACCGAGUACAGUCCCCAGUUACAGGGUGGGAUGUCUGACAGUUUCUGGAUUAGACCAAUUGCUGGAGGGAUCUUCAUUCUGAUUAUCAGCGUCUGCUAUUCUAAUGACUUUGCCGACCUCUGUUCAUUCUGCUGCAUCAUACAAGGCAAGAUAGAAGAUCUGAAUUGCACGUGGAGAAGUGCACAGCGCACCGCCUCGCUACAGAGCCUCACCAAUCCUAAGGAUCCCCCUCGUCAUUUCACCCUGCAGCCCGGUCAGAAGUGGCUGCUGCUUCCCAGGGAGAACCUGACUUAUUCCCACCGGUAUCAUCUGAGAGUAUCAGGAGGAGACAAAGAGGAGGCCUUGAUCUUCACCUACAGUCAUGAUGGAGAGAAUGUGUUUAUUAGACCACCCGCCCUUAAUUCAUCUGUCUCGGAAGAUAUGACGGUGGAAGUGUUUUGGGAAAACCCAGCGGACUCUCCACACCCUCUGCUGGUGGAGCUGAGAUAUCGCAUACUGGGAGAUAGCAGUUGGACUCUGGCUAAUGAGAGUGACCUGGAAGUGAACGCAUAUUCGCUAGAUGACCCAGAGCCAUAUACCAAAUAUGAAUUCCAGAUCCGCUACCUGCCAGAUGAGCAGCAAAAAAACAGAGGCAGUCUGUGGAGUGAAAGUUACGUUCUCACCACUCCGGAAGACGUUCCUACUGGGACCCUGGACGUGUGGAGAAGUUUGGAGAAGUGGCCUCUCCUACUGAUAAUGUGGAAGCCUUUGAGCCCUCAGUCUGCUAGAGGUGAAAUCCUAAAUUACCACGUGGUGUUUAGUGGGACAGAGUCCAAAAUCACCGAAGCCCUAUGUUGUAGCAUGAUCAUGCCUGCCCAGACCACACAUGUGUGCGUCAGUGCCAGGAACUCAAAGGGUCUUGGAAACGGCACUUGUCUCACCCCGCUUUGUUCAGGGAUAUCUCUGUUUGGUGGUAGAGCCUGGGGAGACGCAUCAGGGAGAAUCAAUGUCUGGUGGGAAGAACCACUAUCCCCCAGACUCCCUUUGAGUUACCUGGUGGAGUGGAGAGAAGAUGGGAACAAACAGCUUAACUGGACCAGAAGCCAGACGGCCAACCAGACAUUAAUCCUUCCAGAUGUAUUCACCACAGGGGUUCUCUACCAUAUCUCUGUAUUUGCCCUAAAGGACGAUGAAUGUGUCGCUAAUUUGUCUACGGAGACCUACAGCCUAGAGGGUGUCCCUUCUGCUAGCCCCAACUUCUUCAUCCACGUUCUUACGUCUACAGAAGCUGUCAUCUCAUGGGAUGAGAUACCAGUGCAGCACCGGAGAGGAAACCUGAAACAUUAUUCCAUCUACGUCAAUAGCACGGACCGUUAUCAACACCACAAAGUAUACAGCGGGAAUGAGACCCUCUCAGGACUGUCACCAGGGACAGUAUAUACCGUCUGGAUGACUGCAACCACUACAGCAGGGGAAGGACCACCGAGCACGGGGAAGACAUUCCAGACCACAGGAUCCCGGAACCACAUAUUGGCCAUAGUGUCUUUCAGCAUCUUUCUCCUCAUCUUGAUGGGAAUCCCAAACGCCCUGAAAACUUUGCUCAAUGUCUGUUGGCCAAAAAUCCCCAAACCUGAGGAUAAGCUUAAGGGACUGUGGAUGUCAGCCGGCAGUAAAGUGUGGGAACACCAGCAGGACCCCCCCAACUAUAACAUCACAGUAGUUGAAGAGAUUGAGCAACCACCACCGCCGCCACCCUCUCCUCCUCAGCCGCCGCCCCAUGUAACGUCAUUACUGUUACCCGACAAGCACCCCGCCAUUACUUCUGGUUAUGAAAAACACUUCCUGCCAACACUAGAAGAGGUGAUGGGAUUAUGCUGACAGCCAUUAUGGAGGAAAUCGCUACUACAGGCAGACAAGAUCCACAGCUGGUAACAGACACACAACAUAAGGGAAGCCAUAGCCGCAUCCACCCUCCACACUUAAAUACAAUAUGGCUGCAAUGUGUCACAGGCCAGGUGAAUGCUGCAGGGAUUGGUUUCAACACAAGGGGGUGCACUGCUCAUGGAACAUGAACACAGGGACAUGGACGUGCGGACUGGAUUUUUCAGACUGGCUCAUUUUAGCCAAGCUCAACCUGUUCUGCGAGAUCUUCUGUUUACAACAUAGAUAUACGGUUUCUCCUAUUACCAGGCGCUACAUCAUGGACUUUACUGUGACAGACUUGCCUGGGUCUCCCUUCCCUCACACCCUUCCCUCACCCACCCACUGUACAUACUCAUGUGCCCACUUUUUCAAGUCUUACUCACUUGGAGAGCAACAUUUUAUAUUGUUUAU